Ectocarpus sp. CCAP 1310/34 is the source of this 860-nucleotide messenger RNA. Lineage: Eukaryota; Phaeophyceae; Ectocarpales; Ectocarpaceae. The record is from the annotation of a GenBank genome assembly.
UCCGUCUCACUGGUCGACAACACCGACACUAGGCGCUGUGCACUUGUCGCACAGCUAAACCCUCGCGCCCGCUUGCUCUGCUCAAAUCACAGCAUUGCAUGAUAUCGUCAUACCCUCGCAAGAGAGUAUGUGCCCAAGGACCACCAGACUGUCCUCUUGCAAAGAAAGCCAAACAGGGAUAGACACGGACGUGCAUCUCUUCUUGCGAAUCUAGCCACGGUUGUCAUACCACUCCAACGCUGUUUUGUUGUUUCUGCCAACGCACCCGCAGGUGGUGCAGGACUUCCAGGACUCCGUGCUGGACUUCCCGGUUUCUGCCGCUCGGCGGGCCACCGGCAAGGGUAACCUCAAGGCGUUCCACGUUUACGGGGGAACGCGAACUGGAGAAGCAGUUCACCAGGAAGGUCGCAGUGCCGCUGGUCCUGCACAUGCUCUGCGAUGCGGAAAACCAGCAGGUGGAGCCCGCCGGGGACGUGGAGACCAAACAGUGCCUCGCGGAGCGGAAGGUGCAGGCCUUCGCUCACCGCAUGAACGGAGGCCAUAAGACCAAGAAGGCCCGGGAGUUCCAGAAUGCAUUGUGGUACUACCUGUUCGAGUUCGCCACGGGCCAGUUCCGCUUGGCCGAACCCAUCCUGCGCGUCCCGAAGAAGGACUUCACAAAGAAGAGCAUCGUCACCCACAUCGCGCCGUUCGCAGGCAAGUUUUUCCCACACGGCCGCGGCAAGACCGACCUCUCUGGCCCCGAGGUCUCGAACGAGGGCGACGAGGAGAUACUGGUUCGCGAGACGCCCUUCGACCGCCCCGACGAUGUUAUCGUCGAGGCUAGCGACCUGGAUGAUUUCAACAACAUGUCGCCCUGA